AUGAGCAAUACACCACAAUUUGAUUUGGGUUCAGCUGCACUUCAACAUCUUGAAUUACUCAAUUGUUCCAAUCAAAAUCCACUUGAAAUUGCAGCUCAAUUUCGCACACUUUUACGUUCGAAAAAAGCUAAUAAAAAUGUUCAGUCAUCGAAUAUUAAUUAUACAUAUACAGAUUAUAUUGCAGCAGACGCAACAAUACGAAGACGAGGACGUUCACAUAGUCUAGCCGAUCAACGAUCGAAAUCGUUAGGUAAAAUUCAAUAUGAUCUUAGCGUCGAUCAAUCAUUGCUUGAAUCGAAUUCUUCGUCUAGUUAUAUAAAAAAUGAACCAAUAGAUAAUUUAACCGAUGAAAUCUAUCCGGAUUCAGCGAUGGGUUCUGAUUCUAGUGAUUUAACAAAUCAUAAAAUUGACUCAAGUAUCAUGUCUCACAGAACGACUGAUCUCAACAAUAAAAUCAUUUGCCAUAAAACAUCAAAAGAAACUACUAGUAAUUCAAAUCGAUUUCAAUAUCCAACCAUUAAUUGGAAACAAUUACGUGAAAAACAAUAUGAAAAUAAAUUAGAUAAAGUUAAAAAAUUUCUUUCAACAAAAUUUAAGACAAUUCGUUUAUCAAAAAGUGAAACAUUACCACCGGCAUCAAAUAAACUAGAAUCAUAUGCAUGUUCGAAUUUAUCAGACACAGAAAAAAAUGAUCAAGAUAUUCUUUUAAAUGAAAAUAUUUCGUCACCUUCGUCUAGAAGUAGAUCAUCAUCAUCAACGUCCAUACGUACGCCAUCGAUAUCUCCAAAGAAUUCUCCACGAUCGAAUUAUACAGUUUCACGAGUAAAUACAACAUUAGUAAAUCACAGCCAUGAUGCAAUAUUCUUUCCGAUCGCCGACUGUAAUCUUAUUAUUAAACAUCAACCUGUUGAACAAACUAAACGAAUCUCUCAUUCUCAAAGUUUAUGUAAUCAAAAUAAACUAAUCUGUGGUACUACGAGCGAGACUAUGUAUAUAUAA
Messenger RNA from Rotaria socialis, 999 nucleotides. Lineage: Eukaryota; Metazoa; Rotifera; Eurotatoria; Philodinida; Philodinidae. The record is from the annotation of a GenBank genome assembly.